AUGUUCGGGUCUGCAAAUAAGAAAGCAAAGACGAAUGCCGGAGCGGUCGUCACUAGCACGUCUGAGAGCUCGGACUCCGUAUCUCCCAAGCCCGUAGCACGCAAAAUUGGGGGAGUAACGCCUUUUAAUGCAAUCCCUCUCAAUUUGGACACGUUCACCACUUCUCUCGACGAGGAAGAAAAACGUCUACUUUCCCUUGAGUGUGCGACCAUGGGGCGGACUUGGCUCAAAGUCCUAACGUCCGAGAUUCGGAAGCCGUAUUUCAUUCAGCUUAAGCGCUUUCUUUGGUCUGAAGGGGUUGAAGGCUCAUCUGAUCAGUCAAAAAAGUCGCCUAAAAUAUUUCCUCCGCCGAAAGACAUUUACAACUGGUCUCGUGCCACUGAGCUGGGAAAGUUAAAGGUCGUCAUCAUUGGGCAAGACCCAUAUCACGGACCUGGCCAAGCUCAUGGCCUGUGCUUUUCCGUCAGGAAAGGCGUCCAGGUCCCUCCAUCGCUUAAAAAUAUGUACCAAGAAAUAGCCUCGAACUAUCCUGGUUUCGAGCCACCGAAGCACGGGGAUCUGACGAGCUGGGCUCAACAGGGUGUGCUGCUAAUUAAUUCGUCUUUGACCGUGCGCGCAGGAGCUCCUGCCAGCCAUGCUAACAAAGGAUGGGAGUUAUUCACUGAUACCGUUAUCAGCCUCAUUGAUAAGUAUGGAGGUAGGCAAGGCCUUGGUUCUCUUUCGAAGACGAACGGCGGCAUUGGAAGAGGGGUCGUCUUCCUGGCGUGGGGUGCCCCCGCUGGGAAGCGUGUUGCUAAGCUCGACAAGAAAAAACAUCUCAUCCUAACCAGCGCUCAUCCAUCCCCUCUUAGCGUGCAUAGAGGAUUCUUCGGAAACGGGCAUUUCAAAAAGGCCAAUGACUGGCUUCAGUCUAAAUAUGGCGUUGAAUCUGUUAUUGACUGGUGCAAAUUAGAUUAG
Cantharellus anzutake is the source of this 957-nucleotide messenger RNA. Its product is annotated as uracil-DNA glycosylase. Gene Ontology annotation, cellular component: mitochondrion; nucleus. Gene Ontology annotation, molecular function: uracil DNA N-glycosylase activity. The transcript is spliced from 9 exons. The record is from RefSeq and is a predicted model, not a curated record. Bases 1 to 957 code for a protein of 318 amino acids. Lineage: Eukaryota; Fungi; Basidiomycota; Agaricomycetes; Cantharellales; Hydnaceae. Gene Ontology annotation, biological process: base-excision repair, AP site formation via deaminated base removal; base-excision repair.